Messenger RNA from Schistocerca serialis cubense, 8043 nucleotides. Its product is annotated as protein abrupt-like. Gene Ontology annotation, biological process: regulation of transcription by RNA polymerase II. The record is from RefSeq and is a predicted model, not a curated record. The transcript has 7 exons. Gene Ontology annotation, cellular component: nucleus. Lineage: Eukaryota; Metazoa; Arthropoda; Insecta; Orthoptera; Acrididae. Gene Ontology annotation, molecular function: protein binding; DNA binding. Bases 4 to 1377 code for a protein of 457 amino acids.
AGUAUGCGUCCGCUGUAUAAAGCUUUGACCUUUUUAUUUACUUUGUGCAUGUGUGAAGCUCUUAUAAAUGAUGCAUGUUGCUUGACACCUAUUUUAAUGAAAUUAGGAAGUUCAACAAUGGCAGAUGAGCAGCAAUUCUGUCUACGCUGGAAUAACUUCCAGAUGAACAUAACAUCCCAGUUUGAGGCAUUACGUGAUGAAGAAGACUUUGUGGAUGUGACAUUGGCUUGUGAGGGACAGCGUCUAAAAGCACAUAAAGUUGUAUUAUCAGCUUGUAGUCCUUACUUCAAGGAACUUUUCAAGAGUAAUCCUUGCAAACAUCCUAUAUUGUUCAUGCGUGAUGUGGAAUUCAGACAUUUGAAGUCUCUGGUAGAGUUCAUGUAUGCUGGAGAGGUCAAUGUUGCACAGGCACAGUUAUCAGCAUUCCUUAGAACUGCAGAAUCACUACAAAUACGUGGACUCACAGAAGCACCACAGAGGCAUUCAAGGUUUGAUGGAGCAACAUCAGAUACUGGACACAGCCGGCGUGGUACACGCAGUGGCAUUCCGAUGUCACCUAUAGCAGGAGCUCCAGAAGAAGAUGAUAUCCUGAGCCUAAGCCCUCCUGCCUCCCCAUCUCCUCCUGCCAAACGCCCAUGUACAGCACCAGAUCCAGCAAAUAUCAAGAGAGAAGCUCCAGAUAUUGUUGAGCCAAAACUGGAAGUCCCUGACUAUAGCAGUGAUGGAGAAAGCAGAACAGAAAGUGGAAAUGGAGCUCAUUAUGGUGGAAUAGAAAAUCCUCUUGAUGCGAAAUCGGCAUAUGCAACUGGAGGACUACAAGGUGGAAUGGAGAUGAUUCCUGGAACAUCCGCUGCACACAAUUUCCUCUCAGAUGUAUCAACACUGCCACAGGAGCCAGCUUCACAAGCAGCUGACCACCGCAAACUGCACUCCCUGGACCCGCGGCCGUGCCCCAUCUGCUACCGCAUGUACAGUAACCUGUCGAACCUGCGCCAGCACCUGCGCCUCAUCCACAACCCCCAGACCGUGGCGUGCCCCCUGUGUAGCAAGCCGUUCAAGACAAAGCUGUACCUCAAGCGUCAUCUCAUGAGUUUCCACGAGCUGCUGUGUGGACCACCGAAACAACAGCAGCAGCCUCCACCACAUGCUGUUCCUGCUACAGCAGCCAGCUCUGGUCUAGACUUCUUCCCUCCGCCACCACAGGUUGUUUUGUCUGAAGAGAAAGAGGAGUUUAUUGGGGCCAAUGGAGGUGGUGGUGGUGGUGGUAGUAGUAGUAGUAGUGCAUCCAACUUUCGUGCACCACCACCUCCAUUUGCCUCCCAGGACUCUACUGUUUUUUCUGUUGCUCCCACAGCCAAUAAGCAACCUGCCAACUAGUGAAAUUGUUGCCUCCAGAAGUGGCCCAGUUCUUUUUAUUUCUAAUACUGUUCAUUAUGUAAUUAAAAAAAAUAAUAGAGCAUAUUGUGUCCUCUGGAUCAUUUUCUCAGUCUGUGCUUAAUGAUAGAUGAUGUGUCAGAGGUUGAUGAUACUCCAGCUACUGUGUAGUAUAAUAGUGGUGCUCACUGUGCUGGUUGGUUCAGACCAUGUCACUGUGGGGUUACUGAUGUGCAUAGUUGUGUAAUAGGAGCCAGUUUUUUUUAAUGUAUCGUAAAAAAAAAUGAAAGUGUGUAAAGAGUGCAAGGAGUAGUCUACCUACUUCCUGUUUUGUGCAAUAAGCCUCUUGGCAACAUGUAAUUGGUUAUCCAUCUUUGUAUGCUUUACCAUGUUUGGUUAAGAUAAGAAUUUUGUGUCUUGGAGCACUGCAUGACUUGGUGCAAGUUCAUGGGGCAUUGUGAGGGUAAUUUUUUUUUGUUAAAUUUGUACCUAUAUACAUUGAAUUAUGCACAUAAUCUGAUGGCUUGGAUAUAUGAGUGUUGCCAUAGGAGUAAGAUUGAAAACUUUGGGAUUGUCUUGAAGUUUACUCACUAUACGAGUAAUAUUUUAGACUGAAACCAGUUUCCAGAAGUGCUUAUACAAAUUUUGUUUUGCCUCAUCGUGUAACUAUAGGAGAGAAUAGUACAAGACUUGCAAUUAAAGCAGCUUCAGUACUACAAGGUGUCUGGUUUGAGUUAAUUUUACCAAAAUUGGGACAAAAAUUACAUGUCUUCUCUUCAGUUCUUCACAGUCUUUUGUAGUUUUCAGAAUAUUAUUCCACAGUUUACAUAUUUUAGUGUAGAUAUGAUUCUGGUGUUAUUGGGAAAUCUUAAGUAGCUCAGAAUUGCUGGUUUUUUAUUUGUUUGAUAUGUUUGUAAGGAAUGGCAGAGGAAGCCAAAACCAAGACCAAUAUGAAAAAUGCAUACCUGUACAUGUCUUGAAUCCUCUUGUACUACAGAUUGCAAAGUUCAUGAUUCUUCUCGUGUGAUUUCUACCCAGCAGCAGGAUCUUUUUGAUCUCCAUAAAUAAUAGAUUUUUAAUCAUUUACACAGCAUUGUUCUUAAAUAUAAGUGAUGGAUAAAAGUUAGUGAACUGAUUGGGAUAUGCAGUUCUUCGAUAAUCAAAGCCCAAGCAACUGGGAACUGACAUGCAUUGAGACUAGAAAAUAAUGCAUUGAUAAUGGCUAGGCACUAGCCGAAAUCUGGAUUUGCCAAAUAAAACAUGCAAAAAAGGAUGACUGAUUGCUGUGCUCUAUCAUUUAUAAAUCUCUGCUUUAGUUGGUUUCAGUUACUGAAUUUCAGUAUAGAUCAGAAUGAAUGUAAAAGGCAGUUAAAGUAAAUUGCUGUUGUGAUAUUUUCUUGGAGAUCAUGCGUCAUAUUUAGAGGCCUGCGUACGUAGAGUCAUGUCACAGUUAUUAUCCAUGGAACAUGCAAGUAAUUGUUGCAUCUGAUGUGAGAAACAGGGAUCAUAAUUGUGACUGUGUAUAGAUCAGAAAAUGAAACCCUGAGAACUACAGUUCCUUUGUUGGCAGCUAUAGUGAAAAAGUGUAGAUAGAAAAGGACAUGUUAGGAGGGGUGCAAAGGAACUGGAAUCCUUGCACCAGUGGGGAAGGCAUAUAAGAGACAAAAAUAAGUCAUUGUUAUGUUAUCCAUGCUCAGUUUGCAGAUGUUAGAUCUUAUCUGUACAUAUCUGCAAUUAUAUCUGAAGAAACAAUGAAUGAUUUUUUAAAAAUCUUAUCUAUACAUAUUUGAAGUUGCAUCUGAAGAAACACUGACAGUAGUUAUUUUAAAAUACUGCAUGCCAUCUAUCUGCAUUGUGUUAUUCUACUUCCCUGUGAAGAAGUGUGUUAUUUCAAAAGUUCAAAAUUAAUUUUUUUUAUGUUGCAUUCAUAGCUGAGUCUAUUUUAGCUGAACAGAAGUAGCUCUUUGAAUGUCAUCAUAAUUAACACUCUAUGCUCCUAUUUUUGUUUUGAGAGUCUUACGUUUCUUUGGUUCAGAUUUUCCUCAUUUCAUUUCUUUCCCUCUCCAGUAUUCAGUUGUUAAGCAGUUAAAUAGGGCCAUAAUUGAUUCCACUAGUCCGCCCCUGGUAGCUGAGUGGUCAGCGCGAUGGAAUGUCAUGCCUAACGGCCCGUGUUGGAUUCCUGGCUGGGUCGGAGAUUUUCUCCGCUCAGAGACUGGGUAUUGUGUUAUCCUUAUCAACAACAUUUCACCCCCAUCGUCACACAAGUCGCCGAAGUGGCGUCAACUCGAAAGACUUGCAUCAGGCGAACGGUCUACCCGACGGGAGGCCCUAGCCCCACGGCAUUUCCAUUUUAUUGAUUCCACCUUUUUUAAAUUCAAUUUGUGCUGUCAGUUUUGUCUUUCCUUGUGCAGGAUUUAGAUGUUUUCAACACAUCCGAGCAGUUUUCAUGUACUUCAUCCCAUUUGUUCCAACAUGGACUUUGUUAGUUCAUCCAGAAAUUACAUUUUCCACUGUUUUUGUUCAGAUGUAAUUAAAUGUAAUUAUUAUCAGUACUAGAUAAUCACAUCGAGUUUCUUUAUCAUCAUCUCACUCUUAAAAUAUUUUUACUCUCUCUCUCUCUCUCUCUCUCUCUCUCUCUCUCUCUCUCUCUCUCUCUCUGCGUAUGUGUGUGUUUGUUUCUCUGUCUCUGUAUGUCUGCCUGCCUGUUGUUUUAUUUAUUUGCCUAUCUUUCCAACAAUAAACUUAUAAUGAUCACUAUGUUGUGAAGGUACCCAUAUUGCUUUCAGAUUAUUAGAAAAUUAUGUCCUCUGUUUCUUUAACUCAUGUCUAGACAAAUUGUAGUACUGAAGCAAUCUUUGAGGAACUGGUUUUGAACAGGAGAGAGACUACUUGAUUCAUUACACUUCAGCUAGAACUAUAUUCAUAAUAUUUUUUAAUCUUUACUUUGAUGGCAUCAAAGGGAAGAGCCUUGUUAUGCAUAUAUUACAAUAUUAUCUACAGAUUUUAUCUGUAGUAUCCUUUGUGCAGGAUUUCUGUUUUGUGGCAAUUACUUUACACUGCAGAUUAGACAUCAGUGAUGGUAGUGUAAAUGACAGAGUGGUUCUUUUCAUGUUCAUGUGGAUAGAGCAUGAGACUAAAGAAAAGUGAAAAGAUUUUUUUCUCUUUCACUUCGCAAUAAUAUUUGCCUGGAAGACUGUGUAGAGGACAGACUACAGUAUUAAGAUGCUGUUAUGUGUAUCUGAGAGGAGAGGCUUGUAUAUUAACUAAUAUAUGGAGCAUAAUUUAUUUUUUAUGCCUUUAGCAGUUAUACAGUUCCACAGACAUAUCACAGGUAAAGCGGUGAGAGGUUCCUACAUCUUUCACUGCUGGUGUAUAUUUUGUUUAUUUCUACACACUAAACUGUUAACCUCAUAUCACAAUAAAGGAAGCUUGGUCAGCUUUUUUGCAAGAAAAGUGGCCACAGAUUUUCAAGCAUUAUUUUUUUGUGAUGUCUUUUACUACUUACAGUUUGAAAGUUCUGUUGAACUGAGAUUUUUAUAUAAACUGUUCAUGACAAUAGGCAUUUGGCCACCUUGUCUUGCAAAUCCUGGCCAAGCUUCGUCAACAGACAGGCUCAACUCAGGUUAAUUGGUAGAAUAUACAGACUGUACAUAUACUAUAUUGCAAAGCAUUACACGCUUAACAUACAAGACUAAAACAUUAUGUUGUUCUGUUAUGUCAUAGGCAUCAGUAGAGUUUAUCAGAUGUUUUAAAAUGCUUUGGUAUUAAAUUGUAUAUUACAAGACUUAUGGUACUGUGUGACAGAUAUUUGUACAAUGCUGCUUGAAGGAGUUGAUAUUUUACCAAGAAUUUAGCAUCCUGUUUUCUUCACACCAUUGUUUAAGUCUAAAUUGAUAUGUUUACUUUCAGUGAAUCUGACUAUCCUCAGCAAACACUAAACUUUCUUGUUCUUAAAGUCUAGGUACAAUUGGACUAAAAUGUGUUGUUACUGUUAUUGUUCGGUAACUUCUAUCAUACCUAAGUGCAUGUACUUAACAAGAGGCGUGCCUCAGCAUAAUGCUGCCAGUGUGCGUGCCUUUCUCUCAGAUUUUGUCAUAAGAAAGUGAUAAAAUCACAUAGCUAUUUGAUGUACUAUUACAUGUACUUAAUACUGGCUGUGCAAUUGAAUGGACUCCCCAAGUAUUUGCUUCAUAAGUUCCUUAUAAACCUGUAGAUUCAGUAACAUACUCUGAAGUAACAGUUCUUUCAAUGUGUAAUUGUAUGUAAGCUGAAGUAAUCAAUCUGAGACCAGUGUUGGCAUUGAAUAGUAGCCAUGAAUUUAAUUUGCUUCCACAGACUGGAUUGUAUGCAGUUUAUUAACUCAGGAAGAAAGUUCUGAAGAACUGAGCAGGAAGUCUAAACUAGUGCUUAAAAUAAGGACUUAGGAAUUGUGAAGCAAGUUAAUAUUAUCUAAACCUACAAUGAAAUUUGCUACGCAUAUCCAAACAGAUUAUUAUGUUAGUACACAAUAAAGCAAUGAAAGCUGUGUUUACUCAGAGUGCUAAUAGAGGACAAUAGUAACAAGAGAAAUGCAGUACCCCAUGCAACUUGAAAAUAGGUAUUGCAUGUUCUUGUUGUGUUACUGAUCCAGGCUUCAUUGAUCAGUAGACAUGACUUGUACAGCUGAAUGAUUAAUCUUUUUCUGCUGCAGUGUGUUGUGUUUCUUUUUGGAAGAAAUUUGUAUGAACAAAUUUUCAUAAUGUGUGUGUGUGUGCGUGUGCGCGCACAGAGAGAGAGAGAGAGAGAGAGAGAGAGAGAGAGAGAGAGAUAUUUCAUGAAUGUAUGGAUGCAGUUGCUUGCGUUUGCAGCAAUGUGUGUUGUGUUAAAGAAAGUGUCUUGUUUUAGAAAACUGGCAUUUGUGAUUGGUUGUGACAAGUUAUUGCAUGAAAUGAUCAUUUUUAGAAUAAUUUUGUUGAAAUAUUUAUCUGAGUAAUAAGGCUGAUACUGUUUUCAUACUAAAUAACUUUUGUUUGUAAAAUGUAGUAUUAACUGUACACGAUUCUCAUGAGAAGUAAACUAAUUAAAUAUGUUCCUCUGUGAAUUGUUCAACAAGAUGCUUAGAUUGUUAAUCGGUAGAAGUGUUCAUAACAAACAAAAUUUUCAUUAAACUUUUAAAUAUUGUAGUAGUUUGAUAUUAAGUGAUAGUUCAUAAGCAAUGGGAAGCAAAAUCAGAAAUAAGGAAGUUAUUUAUGGAUUUCUUGUUGAGUACAAUUAGAAGUAGCAGAAAAGGGUACACAAGCUCAUCCUUAAAGUUGCAUUUUGUCUCUGUGUAACUAACUACUUACUCCACCCUUUGCCCUCGUCCAUUUCCCCCCCUCUCUCUCUUAAAGCUCUUGAGGUAUUUGGAAUCUGGUGGUUGCCAUCCAUUUUCAGUAAUCAUUUGUCAGAUAAUUUUGUUAUUUGUUGUUGACGAUAGUGGUAGCUUUAUGUUUGUUCACACAACUGAAGCAUAUACGGAUAAAGUAUAGUAACUACUUGAAUUCCUCAUUUUUCAAAGAGAGGAAGUUCAUGUUUGUUUUAGUGUGUGUUGCUUGAAUAUUUCUGUUUUAGAAAGAAGCUUGGACUUUUUAAUGCUAUUUAACAUGCUUCUCAUGAUGAUCUGGUACGUUGGUUUCUUGUAUUAUUGUAGUGCUCUAUUUGUGGAAUCCUUAUCUGAUAAAUUUUUCUUAUAAUUAACUUAUAUUCUGGUAGUUAAAUGUGUAUAACAUCACAUUUUGCCCCUAUUGCUGUAGAUAGUGGUUUUAUAUGCAUUACUAACGACUGUGUUACGAAUCAGAUGUCUUUAGUAGACUUGCAGACUAGUCAGGAUUUUGAGAAAUGUAACUUAAGAGAUCAAUGAAAAUGACUCACAUACAGCCAGUCUGACAGUCUUUGCCAUUACUUUACUGAUAAUUUUGCUAUGAUCGGAAAGUUUGGCCCAGAACUAAGUAACUCAAAUCAGGCAAGUUGAGCAUUUUUAUAACAGUCUUGAAAACAUAUUGUAGGUGUUUUUCCAAAUUAUGUGGAAUAAGAAAUGAUUUCCUGCAGCAAGUUAUUGAAUACUGAAUUUUGAUAUUUUUGUUUUCUCUUGUUAAAUGUGGCUUCUUUAAGCCAAAAAUGUUUGAUCUUCAGUUACCACUUGUGGCUUAGCAAUCAAUCGAAACUUUCUGAAAAGAGACAAAUUUUAUUUUCAGUUCUUGUGAUAUGCAGUUGAGGAAAUAUAUUGUGAAGCAGAAUUUAAAUGUAUUGCAUGUAAAAUGUGAUUUGAGAGAUUUCCAUCAUUUGUUAUUGACAUGCGGCAUCUGAACAUUUUAACUGUGCUUUUUAUCAUCUGCCUGCAUGUCUAUAAUGAUUAAAAAUUGUCUUCUUGGAGAACCAUGUGGAUAUUAAAAAUGUAUUGACAUACACUGUGCAACAGUAGCAAACUUUUAACAUCUAUUUAACUUUGUGUGUCCUAUUUACCUUAAUGGACUGUAACAGUGCACGUUUUGUUUUUCAAAGCCCUUAUUGUCACUAAGUCAUAAAGUCUCGAACACGAGAUUCAAGUAACAAUGAACUAACUAAAAAAGAAUAGAGUGUAGUAACGUUAAAAAAAAAAAAAAAAAUGUAGCUACCUGUUUAUAAGAGAUGCUGGAAGUGGUGGCCAUGAGC